AAGAAAUAUAUUUUGUAAAUCUCUCUCAUCCCUUUUCCAUGAAUAGUCAUCCUACCUCCCAUUUCAAGCUUCCUCUCUUCACCCCCAUCAAUUCUCCUUCUCUCUCUCUCCCUCUCUGCAAAUAACUAACAUCCCUUCAACCAAGGUGGUGUUGUUGAUUUUGCCUCGCAUUCCAAGAGUCUCGAGAUGAUGAACCGUUUUGUGUUUGCAAAUCAACAGCAGAACAACAACACCGCUGGAGAGACCAUGAACGACGUCGUUUGCCCCAAACCUCGUCGUUUGCGUCUCCUCAACGAAUCCAUCAUAUCCUCCUCCUCCUCAUCUGCUCACAUUCAUCAAACUGAAUCAAAUUCCAGGACGGAGCUUCUAGAUAUGAUUCUCACCAAGGAAUGUUACGAUGGUGAGAAAGUCGAUAAUCCUGUACCGUCGUCACCACCAUUCUUUUGUGGUUCUCCACCAAACAGGGCAUCCAACCCUUUGGUCCAAGAUGCCCUGUUUGGUAAGGAAGACCCGAACCCAUUUUCACAUGCUUUUGAAGCCUCACCGUCUUCAUCGGCUCGAGGAAGCUGUGCUCGAGGCCAAAAGCACCCUGCAGUUAGGGUCGUGGGGUUCAACUCCCGCGGCAUCUCAGCCGUUGCUUAAGGAGAGGCAAAUUUUGAUGAGGGGUCUAGAAUUUUUGUUUUGUUUUGUUAAUGUAGAGGGUAAAUUCUUGUUUAUGAAAUGUGCCUUUGGGGGUUCAAAUGUGUAUAUGUGUUUGGAGAGAGGAAUAACAAGCCAGAUGAGGGGCAAAAGGGUAAUUUCCUUGUUAGUGAUUUAGAAAAGAGACUUGUCAGAGGAGAGAGCGGGGUUUAACAAUGUUCCUUUAUUGUAAUUUUGUUAAGAAAGAAAGGAGAAAAUUGUCUUUUAAAUUGCAACU
This is a messenger RNA of Helianthus annuus (common sunflower), 916 nucleotides long. RefSeq lists its product as uncharacterized. The record is from RefSeq and is a predicted model, not a curated record. The transcript has 4 exons. The coding region runs from base 187 to 642 and encodes 151 amino acids. NCBI's taxonomy places the organism in Eukaryota, Viridiplantae, Streptophyta, Magnoliopsida, Asterales, Asteraceae.